Messenger RNA from Schizosaccharomyces cryophilus OY26, 1856 nucleotides. RefSeq names its product nicotinate phosphoribosyltransferase. The record is from RefSeq and is a predicted model, not a curated record. Gene Ontology annotation, molecular function: nicotinate phosphoribosyltransferase activity. The coding region runs from base 391 to 1623 and encodes 410 amino acids. Lineage: Eukaryota; Fungi; Ascomycota; Schizosaccharomycetes; Schizosaccharomycetales; Schizosaccharomycetaceae. Gene Ontology annotation, biological process: NAD+ biosynthetic process. The transcript is spliced from 3 exons.
AUUUACUUGUGGAUUGUAUUUGUUUAUAAUUUUCCUCCUUUUAGAAGGAUUGAUCAAUAAUCAUUUGAACGUCAUCGUUCCCUGUAUUUAAUCCUAGAGCAAGAAAAGUUUUGUAUUCAUAUUCGAAAGAUCUCGAGCAAAAAGUGAACUUUUCUCUACUACUGUACUACUAGGGGAUUCAAGCUCUUUGGUAACUUCUUCUCCAAAGCGUCAACUUGACUUUCAAGUGACUGAAACAAUUGAUGCGUUAUACGAUACAUUGCAAGUCGGUUCCAGCUAAUUGUAAUUGUGUGUUUUAACCCUUUUUUGGUGUAUAUCUUGUUUGUAAAUCACUUUUUUUCCAAAUUUUCUUCGGUCUUUUUUAAACCAAAUUGACAUCGCUUCGUAAAAAUGACUACACAAGCGGUGACUUCUAUUCUAGACACUGACCUUUACAAGUUGACCAUGUUGCAAGCUGUGUUGGAACAUUAUCCAACAGCUGAGGUUUCCUAUGUGUAUACAAAUCGUUCUCCUGAAAUGGCACUAAACGAGGAGGCCGUAGCAUGGUUAAAACAAGGGAUUUCAAAUUUGAAAAACCUCAAGCUACUUCCUGAGGAAGAGGCUUGGCUCCGUCAUCGUUGCCCAUAUUUGAAGGAUUCCUUUUAUGAAUUUAUGCAUGCCUAUGCCUUUGAUCCAGAAAACACGGUUUUCCUCGAGUAUAAUAAGGAUACCAAGGAUCUCGCCAUUACAAUAAAAGGACUCUGGAAACACACCAUUUUUUAUGAAAUUCCAUUGCUUGCUCUUGUUUCAGAGGCCUACUUCAAAUUCGUUGACACCGAUUGGUCCUCUGAAGGACAAUUUGAGAAGGCUUACGAAAAAGGAAAACGCCUUAUAAAUGCUGGAUGUUUUUUUACAGACUUUGGUAGUCGUCGUCGUCGUGAUCACCAUGCUCAAGAUGUUAUGUUGCAAGGGUUAAUUAAAGCUCAGCAAGACGUUGAAGGACCUGGCCGUUUUCUUGGAACCUCCAACGUGCAUUUUGCACAAAAGUAUGAUCUGCAGGUGUCUGGUACCGUCGCCCAUGAGUGGUAUAUGGGCGUUGCUGCUAUUACGAAGAACUAUACGGAUGCUAAUCGAGUUGCUUCAGAAAAGUGGGUUCAGACAUUUGGUAAAAGCCUGUUAAUUGCUCUCACUGAUACUUUCUCUACCGAUGUUUUCUUACGGAACUUUACAGCAAAGACUCCUGAUGAUUUGGCCAGUGUCUUUCAUGGUGUUCGACAGGACAGCGGAGUUGCUGAAGAAUACAUUGAAAGGAUUGUUGAGCAUUACCAAUCACUAGGUAUUGACCCUUCCACAAAAAUGAUUGUUCACAGUGACGCUUUGAACGUUGAUCGUUGCAUCAAUUUGCACAAUUACGGUAAGAAGUUUGGCAUCAAGUCUUCAUUCGGGAUUGGUACAAAUUUCACCAGUGAUUUUAAUCACGUUUCAAAGCCAGACCAAAAGAGCAAACCCAUGAAUAUCGUAAUUAAAUUACACAGUGCCAAUGGAGCCAAGGCUGUCAAGAUCAGUGAUGAUAUCAUGAAAAAUACUGGUGACAGAGAUGCUGUUGUGGAAGUAAAGAAGCAACUUGGUCUUCCUUUAGAGUAAUCGUAAAAGUAGAUGGAUCGGUUCUUUGAAGUUUGUUAAAUAUCUUUCAUUUUUGUUGCGAUUGUUAUAAUACGAUGAAUAAAUCGAAAGUUCUAAAAGCUUGAGAGGUGAUGCUUGCAAAUAGAUUCGUGCGCGCGACACGAAGAGGUAUAUGUACCUCCGUAUCACAAACCAAAAAUUUUAGUAAACUAGUAGAAAUGAAUUGAUUAAAAACGAGAUCGAAGACUCGAAAC